Molecule: messenger RNA, 8389 nt
Organism: Calypte anna (Anna's hummingbird)
Lineage: Eukaryota; Metazoa; Chordata; Aves; Apodiformes; Trochilidae
Gene: KLHL31
Product: kelch like family member 31
Exons: 3
Coding region: 224-2128 (634 amino acids)
Biological process (GO): negative regulation of protein phosphorylation
Cellular component (GO): cytoplasm; nucleus
Molecular function (GO): protein binding
Source: RefSeq, a predicted model, not a curated record
AGUCUCCUUUGCUCACUGUCACAGCAGAGCGUCACGCUGAAAAUCACAAUCUGGGACUUAUCAAGUGGCCUCUGAUCUUUCUCUCUUUUUUACCACUUUUCCUCUCUUUUUGUCUUCUCAUUUUUCCAAGGAAGAGGCAUUUUCACUGACAGCUUCUCGGACAGCUCUGGGACACCAUUUUUCUGAGGAGGCAAGCUCUUGGCUGUAAUACUUUAUUGCAGUCAUGGCCCCUAAGAAGAAGAAUGUAAAGAAGAACAAAGCAGAUAUCAAUGAAAUGACUAUCAUUGUGGAAGAUGGCCCUCUCAGUAAACUAAAUGGCUUGAAUGGACUCUUGGAUGGAGGAAAUGGUUUCAGCUGCAUCUCCUCUGAAGUUUCUGACCCAUCAUAUAGCCCAAAUCUCUUGGAAGGUCUAAGCAGAAUGAGACAAGAAAAUUUUCUUUGUGACUUGACUAUCAGUACCAAAACCAAAUCCUUCAGUGUUCAUAAGGUGGUGAUGGCUUCAUGCAGUGACUACUUUCACAACAUCUUGAAGAAGGAUCCGUCCACUCAAAGAGUAGACCUCAAUGACGUAUCCCCACUGGGUCUAGCUACUGUUAUCACUUAUGCUUACACUGGAAAACUUACUCUCUCACUUUAUACAAUAGGUAGUAUUAUUUCCACAGCAAUUUAUCUACAGAUUCACUCCCUUGUAAAGAUGUGCUGUGAUUUUCUAAUCCAAGAAAUCAGUGUUGAGAAUUGUAUGUACGUUGCCAAUAUUGCAGAAACAUACGGACUGAAAACAACCAAGGAAGCAGCACAUAAAUUUAUUCGAGACAACUUCAUCGAGUUUUCAGAAACCGAACAGUUCUUAAAACUUACUUUUGAUCAGAUUAAUGAACUUCUUGCAGAUGAUGACUUGCAGUUGCCUUCUGAAAUUGUUGCAUUCCAGAUUGCGAUAAAAUGGCUGGAAUUUGACCAAAAAAGAGUUAAGUUUGCUGCUGAUCUCUUAAGUAACAUCCGUUUUGGUACCAUCUCAGCCCAAGACCUUGUCAGUUAUGUUCAAACUGUUCCCAGAAUGAUGCAAGAUGCAGACUGCCAUAAGCUCCUAGUGGAUGCCAUGAACUAUCAUUUGCUUCCCUACCACCAGAAUACACUGCAGUCCAGAAGAACGAGGAUCCGUGGAGGUUUCAGAGUCUUAGUUACUGUUGGGGGGCGCCCUGCUCUAGCAGAAAAAUCUCUUAGCAGAGACAUCUUAUACAGAGAUCCUGAAAAUGGAUGGAGGAAGCUGACUGAAAUGCCUUCUAAAAGUUUUAAUCAGUGUGUGACAGUGAUGGAUGGAUUUCUCUAUGUGGCUGGUGGGGAAGACCAGAAUGAUGCCAGGAACCAAGCCAAGCAUGCAGUCAGCAAUUUCUGCAGAUACGAUCCUCGUUUCAACACCUGGAUUCACCUGGCGAGCAUGAACCAGCGGCGCACCCACUUCAGCCUGAACGUGUUCAAUGGCCUCCUCUAUGCCGUGGGUGGUCGCAACCCUGAGGGCUCCCUCUCCUCCAUUGAGUGCUAUGUGCCUGCCACAAAUCAGUGGCAGCCAAAGGCAUCUCUGGAGGUGCCCAGGUGCUGUCAUGCCAGUGCCGUGGUGGAUGGUCAGAUCCUGGUGACAGGAGGGUACAUUAAUAAUGCUUACUCUCGCUCAGUGUGCGUGUAUGACCCCAGCAAAGAUAGCUGGCAGGAUAAGUCCAGCCUCAGCACCCCGAGGGGCUGGCACUGUGCAGUGUCUCUGCUGGAGAGGGUCUAUGUCAUGGGGGGGUCUCAGCUGGGGGGGCGAGCUGAGAGGGUGGACGUUCUCCCCGUGGAGUGUUACAGUCCUUACACAGGGCAGUGGAGUUACGUGGCUCCGCUCCAAACUGGAGUCAGCACUGCUGGUGCCUCCAUCCUUAAUGGGAAAAUUUACUUGGUGGGUGGCUGGAAUGAAAUAGAGAAGAAAUAUAAGAAAUGCAUUCAGUGCUAUAAUCCGGACCUCAAUGAGUGGACAGAGGAAGAUGAGCUGCCUGAGGCCACUGUGGGCGUAUCCUGCUGUACAAUAUCCAUGCCCAGCACCAAGACAAGAGAGUCCAGGGCCAGCUCAGUUUCUUCUGUCCCAGUCAGUAUUUAAGUACAGGUCUAAGCAUCAGUAAGUACAAAUGUUUACUGGCACAGCUGUAUAAUUAACCCUUUAAGUAGCAUUUUUGUGCUUAUAUGGAAAAAAUCAUUGGUUUUGCAGCACUUUUAACAGUGCAAACUGGGCACUUUUCAUGAUGUAAUACAGAUGGCACAAAACUACAUAUUAGGGAUAAGAUAGGCUUUACUAGCAGGAAAAGAAAAUUAAGCCAUGACUGCAAAGGGAAUUUAAUUUUUUUCCUGACUUUGCCACUGAUUUAGAGUUAUCUGUGGCAAAUUAUUUAAAUUUUUUUGUGCCUUUGUUUCCUUACCUGUAAAAUAGAUAUAUACUUGCUUCAGAAGAUUGUUGUGAGGCUUUUUUAAUAUUGAGUUUUAAAUGCUUUCAGAAGUCAAAAUGAAAGUCAGGUAUUGCUAGUAAUAAAUCUCAGCAUAGGUCAGGAAUGUGCCACAUGAUCAUAAAAUUGGCCAGUUUUUUUCAUUUCUAAGCAUAUUCCAUUUUGAAAAACAGGGGAAAUAAACAAACAAACCAACCUCCACAAACCAUAAGAUAUAGCAUGUGUGUACUCCCCCUGUGGCAAUGUUAUUCACAUCAAAAAUUUCAAAAGUUUUGUUUGUUCAGAAGUUAGGAAGGUUCCCUACCUUAUGCCAUGAAACCCUUUCCUUUUAAUAUCAAAUGCUGUGACAUUUCAAGACCUGAAUCCACAGGAUUACCUUACCUUCUGCAGGCAUUAGGGACAGCCCCAAGGCCUGCCUUGGGUGCUAGGUUUUUCUCCUGAUCUCCAUGUGUACACCAAGGAACAAGACCAUGACCCAUCCUCCUCCUCAUGCCGGGGAGACUCUCUUGUCACUCCAGGUGGAAGGCAUGAAGGCCAGUCAGAAUGUCUCCUCCUAUUCCUACUCUUCCCAUCUGUGUAGGAAUGAUGUUCUUGUUCAAGAAGGUCCUCAUCAGUGUGAAGAGACAGGAACUGCUGCAGCCAGGCCAAAAUCUGUAAGCUGAGUUCAUGCCAGGAGGCACCUCUUGGAGUGGAGAAGUACAGAGCAUCUUUCCUAUUCAGUAGUAUUCCAACAAAUUCCUGGCCCAGUGAGGAACAAAACAGAAUCAAGACUGCAGGAUCUUCCUGGAAGAGUAGAGUAUAUGUGUGAAAAAUGGUGAAUCUUGGGAAAACUGGAUGAAAUCAGAGAGUUUCCUUGAUAGUACCAAAGAGAAAACUUAGCACCCUUCUUAGCAGGUGUAGGUGCAACACUACCCCAACUGACCUUUUCCUGGGAAUACCAUUACAUACUUCUUUUUGAAGCCUUCAUUACAGUCCUUUUUAUUUUCUGAAGAGCUUUUAUUCACAUUUUUCCAAGGGCUAGUCUAAUGCUCUGCCUGUUGAAAUCUGUGAGGUUUUCCCAAUGAUCAGAGUCACUGGGACUCUAAUCUUCACUGGGACUUCAGUCAGAUUUCCUUCCAAUAACUUUUCUUCCUAAUUUUAUCAUGCAGUGAGGGAAUUAAGCAUGAAACCAAAUCCUGUUCCCUUAACCAAAAGAAUAUAUGGCCUAUAAUGUCCCUUGAGAAAUUGAUAUCAAAGGCCUGCUGUCAGCACAAAAUGUCUAGAUCCUUCUGUUGGGGAAAGAAAAAAGCAACACAAGGAACUAAAAUGAUUUAAUAUAAGCAAAAGGGUAGAAGUUCACUCACCUUAACCAGUUCAUAGUGGCUUCCAUGUGCAGUUUCUUCAGAUUAUCAUUGAUACCUCCAGCCUCUGGUGCCAAUGAGAAGUCAUGCUCUUAGGAAUGUGUACAAAGCAGCCAAAUUGCUAUCUCAUCUGCAAAAGGGAAAUGCUAUAAAAUUGUCUGUAAUGCAGAUAUUGUUGACACAAGCAUUUUCAGACUCAUGCUCUGCUCUUUGUAGCUUAGUUGCACCUAAAUAUUGAGCAGCAGCAUGAGCAUGACACAGUAUUAGAGAUGAAUUAAUUCACUCUGUCAGUUGGGAUUAAGCUCUGUGGUAUUCAGUUAUGUUUUCCAGUUCUAAUUUAGGAUUGGUGUCUGCAUCCUGACAAUACAAUUUUAAAUCCCAAAUUCUAUCUUUCAGUGUUUCAUGUUAUUAGAAUACGUUGCAUUGCAAUGACUUUUGGUCAGAGUAAUGCUGUCUUAUAAUUUUGAUAAAUUUAAUUAGCACACCGUUAUUAUUUAUCCUGUUUAAUUCAAACCACAAAAAAUUAAAAUACAUAACAAAACAUGGAAUUCCAUAACAGUGUAAGAUUACUUUGAUUUAAAAAUACCUGUUCCAGUCACCUAAAGCUUCUUAUGGAUGAGAGCAAAAUUUCUCUUAUUUAGGAAGCUCUUUGAAAAAUCCAUCUGCUCCAAUUUUUUUUUCUUUUGUUAAAUUUUAAUGCUAUUAGAUGAAGUUCCUUAUCCACCUGGUCCAAUGAGGACAGUGGUCACAGCACCAAGCCUCCCUGAGUUCAAGAAGUGUUUGCAUGACACUCUCAGGCACAUGUGUGAUUCUAGAGGUGCCCCACACAAGACAGAAUUUGAACUUGGUAAUUCUGAAGGGUCCCUUCCAACUCAGCACAUCCUAUGAUUCCGUGAUAUCCAAUUAUAGUUGUAUAAAUACUUGAAUUACUCAGUGUUCCUAAAGCACCCAAAAGAUGGUAUUUAGGAAUUGAAGAAACAAUAAUUUUGGCCACAGAGGGACAUUGGAUUAAAUUGUGUCAUACACAAGUUUCUCAUUUUCCCUAUUGGAACUGAGUUUAAAAAUUCUGUGAGUAGUCAGGUGCUGCUGCAAGAUUUCCUCUUUUGUGAGUCAACACUUCCUAUAGGCCAACAACCAUCUUCUGGUUUUGAGUAGAAAGGUAUUUGUGAAUGAUGGGCUAAGUGCAAUGAAACUACUCUCUUACUACUUAAAGGGUUAAAAACUUUGGGGGCCAAAUCCUUUUCAUCUUACAAAGAAGUUCCAUUGACUUUGCUGAGACUACUGAGUAAGAUGCACAGGAUUUCAAACUCCUGGCCAAAUUCUGGCAGAAUAGUGGAUACAGAUGCCUGCCAAAAUAGUCAUACAAAGAAGGAAGACCUCUGCUUCUCAGCCUCCCCUGCCCUUGGCCACAACAAAUGCAUGAAGAUGUGUCCUAGGGCAGGAGCCAGGUACCACUGGCCAUGGGAUUCUUCUGUAGCACAAAUUAGGUAUGUACCUCAGGCCAAAAAUCUUAGGUAGAUUAGCAAAUGGCAUUGUUAGGAGUAUAACACUUCAGAGUAGCUGUGUUAUUUGUGUUAUUUUCUCUAAGCAUCUGUUUAGGUGUCAACUGCACAUUGAGCCAGGAUUUGACCCUUAAUAUGUGACGGUAUCAGCUGAACUUAAUAUUAUUUUGAUCAUACAAAGGCACUGAGCUAUUUGUGACAUUUCUAUGUACAAACUUGUUUUGUUACAACUGUGAAAAAUAGUUUGUAUGUUGUGUCUUAUGGUACAGUGUUCUUUCAUUGUCCAGUACCAUAUUUUCAGUCUCCAGAUGUCUAAUAACAUCUCAGUCAAACUUGAAAUAUUGCAUAUCAAAAAAAGAAACUUUAAAAUGUGGUUUAGGAAGCACUCUAAAUGGUAGCAUUAAGUAGAGCUGAGAGCCUACAACUGUGUGAUAUGCAGAUUGUUAAAACAUGACAGAGAUCUUCUUUAAUGCUAUACUAAUAGAAAGAAAAAAAAUCAUACAUGCUGUGAUCUUCAAAAUUCCUUAUGCCUGUGCAUUUUAUAGUGGACAACAUCUGUGCUUCCAAAGAAUUCAAAUUUGAAAAUAAGCUUUGUUCAGUCUGUGAGUGAAACAGUUUGAAAGUGUUUUGUUUUCUUUUUUAUUCAUACUUGUGUAGGUGCAUGGGAGAGUACGUUACAAGGUUGUGAGGGAGGAACUUACUGUUGAAAACUUCUGCUGAAAGGAAGAUUUUGUGCUUAGUUCUUAAUCAGGAUGAGAUCAUGCUCAUUUAGUAUCUUCCUGAAGUUAACCCACAGGAUUGUCUGUGGAUCAGCCAAAAGUGCAGUAAGCUUAAGUGCCAAUUUCUAGCUGGUCAAAGAGGGAUGCAGACAAAAUUAGCAUCAACCAAAGCUAUGAGGUGUUGAAAACUGCUUUGUGUUGAGAUUUUAAAAUGACAGUUCUUGUACAAAGAAGGACAUGAUGAAUGAAAUGACUGAAUAAAACUAUGUUUUACGUUGUCCUGAAACCUAGAUUAGUUGAUCCUACAGUUUUAGCUUUCUCCAAACCCGUGCUGGAUUUAGAGGGAGUUUUUCACUGGUAACAGCUGGGUUCAGUAAUUUUAGUUGCAAACACAACAGUCAAACAAAUAGUUGCAGAAUCAUGCUUACUUUCUUGAAUUCAGAGCAAGUUCUACUGUAUACAGUUAUUCUCAUGUGUUUAUGUUUGGAAAAUAAAAAUACAAGAACUAAAUUCCUAGGUAGACAAUAACAAUGCCCAAUGAAAGCCAACACUGAGGUAUUAGACUGCUCCUCAAUAUUGCUGCUCAACUGCCCACUUACCAUGCAGGAGCAUGAAAUGUUUCGAGGCUCAGCUUCUCUGUAAGGAUUUUUUUCAAUUUGGGUGGCUGCUCAAAAAAAAACACAAACCUCUGCUCCAAGGGUGUUUGUGCAACACAUAGGAUAGGAGGUGCAAGAACCUCCAGUCAGUCAAAACAGGAAGAUGUAGGUUUUUAUCCCAUUCUCAACAAUGUUUGAUAAAUACAUGCUGGAGGGAAUUACCUGCUUCAACACACAUCUUUCUGUAAGCAGCCUUUCUUUAUGUUCUCUAACUGAGGUGUUCCAGCCUUUCUUAUGAAAAGCAAGACUCAAUUUUCAGUUGCCAGUAUCUUAAAUUCUCAGUUCAACUGAAUAUUCAAUCCACUUUAACCUGGUUUACCCAAGCUGGGAAAUCUUUUUCAAAUUCUAAAGCUACCAGAUUGGAGGAGGCAGUUGAAGCCAAUAAAUAGUAGUCUUCUGUAGUCUUCUGACUUUUUUGCAAUGAAUCUUCUCAUCCUUUUUUUUAAGUAUAAACUUUCUGUAAGUGAUCAAAAACAUUGUGAUGCAUAGAUUUAUACUUUUACUCCUCCAUGCAAAGGAGGGUUUCUUGUCCCUUUUAUUUUCUCAUUCUUGUCCAUAACUGAGUGAUUCAUGGGGCACCAAAGAAGAUGCACAGAUGUAAACAGUAUAUAAAAGUUCACCUGUGAAUCUAAUUUUAAAAAUCUCAUCACCGGUGGCCACCAUACAGGAAAAGGACAUAAUCUGCAAUGCCUGCUGGAAAAAAAAAAAAAAAAGGAAUGAAAAAUCAGUUUCUGGUGCUCAUUUGCAAGUGCUAUGAUCCUAGAAGUUCCCUAAAGAUUAAAAGAAAAUACAUACAAUUCUUAUAGCUUAUAUGAGAGAUUCAUUUAAUACCAGAUGAGAUUUGCUAAGCAACAAGACUUGUACAAAUUCAUUACUGUCUCAAUGAAAAUUAAAUUUUCAGUAAAAAUAUAGUCAAUUAGUAAACUUAAGAGAAAUACAUAGUCAGUUUCUGUUGGUAAGAAUGGGAACAUACACCUUCAGAUACACUGGAUUUGUUGCUGCCUUGGCAGUUUUUUUGUCAACAAGAAAAAUUAAAAAUAUAACUUUCUUGAGUAAAGCAUUUCCCUGGCUUAUAAGUGUUAGACAUGUUGCUUAUACAUAUAGGUUUUCUCAAACACACUAUAAGAAUGGACUGUGAUAACUAAGGGGAACACAUUUCAACAUAAAAAAGCAGCAAGUAUCAUCUCAGAAUGUUACUACAUAAAAAUUUAAAAAAUGAGUGCAGCACAGUUGUAGUUAAGAAGAAUAACAAUACACUGGUAUUUUUCAUUGUAUGCUUUAAAUAAAACUGUUGACACACGGUGCAAACAUUCUUAUUGUAAAAUCAGUUGGAAACUGCAAAAAUCUCUUUCCAAUGAAUGCUUGGUUGCAGUUGAAAUAUGCUUUGUUUUCUGAGCCCUGUGCUGAUCCUUCCUUUCGUAUCAGUGAACUGGAAUGUUUGUUACACCCAGGCUGUCAAAUCACCUUCACAAUAAGCUACACAGUGUGACACUGGAGCCACUUUUAUCUAUUGCAUUAUAUUACACGGACAACAACUUGCUUUUUGACAAUGAAUUCCACAGUCAUUUGUUGUAAUCAAAAUGCUUAAUGAGAAAUGAUGAUAGAUCACAUGUCUGAUCAGCAAUUGUGAACAUGUUUUCAUUUGGAUUGUAUAAGCAACAGUGUUGGAAAUAAAAUCAUCAAAAAAUUAAGGAAAAAAAAAAA